This is a messenger RNA of Punica granatum (pomegranate), 1797 nucleotides long. NCBI's taxonomy places the organism in Eukaryota, Viridiplantae, Streptophyta, Magnoliopsida, Myrtales, Lythraceae. The record is from RefSeq and is a predicted model, not a curated record.
CAUACGUUACCGGUAAUCCGAAAACGCCACCUAUGUUUAGUAUUCAUCUCCGGUGUAGGGUUUUGGCGGGAAAGGAAGGGGGAGAUGCAAUGGCGAACAAGCUGGUCAGAGAGAUGGGGCUGCCGGAGCCCAUCGCCGCCAUCUUCGCCGCCCGUAAUAUCAUCACCGCUAAGAAAUCGAUUCGUACAGCUGUUGAUGUGGGAGAAUGUUUACAUGAUUGAUUGCGUGCUCGUAGGAUGCUUUAUCAUUGACUGAGUUCGAGCUCAUGGAGUUGUUGGAUGUCGGUUUGAAAGAAGUGAGCUCUGCAAUCGAUCACAUAAGCAAAAUGGCGUCUCCUCCUCCGCAAACAGGAUUAUCACUUAUGGAACAGCAUAUCCAUCACGAACAACUGGGGGGCCAUCUUCCCACUCGUCUCAAAGGCCUGGAUGAGGCCCUAUGUGGUGGGAUUCCUUUUGGUGUGCUGACGGAAUUGGUUGGCCCUGCUGGAAUUGGCAAAACUCAAUUCUGCCUUAAGCUCUCAGUUUUGGCUUCGCUGCCAUCAAGUUUUGGAGGAUUAGAUGGCCAAGUGGUAUACAUUGAUGUGGAGUUCAAAUUUAGUUCAAAAAGACUGAUAGAGAUUGGAGCAAAAAGCUUCCCACAGGUAUUCAGCAUGAAAGGGAUGGCACAGGAGAUGGCUGGUAGGAUUCUUGUCUUGCGGCCGCAUUCACUCUCUGAAUUCACUGAAAGUCUGCAACAAAUUAAAGUUUCUCUUCUGACACAGCAAGUGAAGUUGCUAGUCAUCGAUAGCAUGGCUGCGCUUGCUUCAGGGGAAUCUGAGCAGGGAGUUCCUACGCAAAACUCAUUGGGAUGGCAUAUAUCUUUCCUGAAGUCAGUUGCUGAAUUUUCCAGAGUUCCUAUUGUAGUGACAAACCAAGUGAGGUCUCAGAGCAGUGAUGAAACUUGCCUGUAUACUUUCCAAGGAGGCAGGAGCAAAGAUACAAACGAUGCUUCAAGAUAUGAUUCUCAUCUCGUUGCUGCUUUAGGGAUUCAUUGGGCACAUUCAGUGACUAUUCGUCUCAUACUUGAAUCAAAAUCAGGAAGUAGGUUUAUAAAGGUGGCAAAAUCUCCCAUGUCGCCUCCUCUAGUUUUCCCUUUCCACAUAAGUUCAUCCGGUAUCUCAUUACUAGAUGACCACGGAGUAGAAUUGGUGGGACCGGACAUAAGCAGAAUACAUAAUCAAGGGCACAGCGAGAUUAUCAAUUUUUGUCGAUGAAAGGUUGCAUUAUUCCAUGAGAAGUGGUCUGGAAGCUACAUUGAUGUACUAGGCAUGCUUCCAAAGUACCACUAACUCCCAUUUUAUGCUUACGUUCUUCUGGUCAAUCUCGAUACUCUGAAGUGCCUGAUGCAUUUUAGCCAAGAUUUGCGAUGCUUCAUGUUAUGUUGUGGCAUGCAGUGAAUCGGUAACUAGCCUGUGACAUUGGACAGAACAAUUGCGCCCAUGUUUCGAGCUUAACAGGAUCCUAGAUUGUGAGAAUGCGUUGCCCUAAUCAAUAUCCCCAUAAUCCAAAGACUGUCCGCUUGACUUUCAAUUAGAUUGACUUGGCUCUAAUUUCGCAAUCUUUUUGGGCUUUUCUAUGAUCCGUCUAUUUGACACUUUUGGUCGACUUAACUAUUAUCGGUUGUCCAGUUUCUUCUUUGGGGGCCCUUUCUAAUAUUACUGAAGUGUUGUGGUAUUCUUUCUUUGGUAUUCUUUCUAAUAUUACUGAAGUGUUGUGAAUUUACUUAUUUAUUUAUUUUUAUUUUGGGUGUUUACCUUAA